CAACGGGCUCAGCCUUUUUCCCUAGAGACGGGUCGCCAGACGCGACAUUGCGCUGUGCUGCCGGAGCUCUGGCUGGGACGUCACGCUGAGAAACAACAUGGAACAACCUAACAAAGAAAGCUGCAGCUCAAGAAGGAGCCCUCAGGACGCAGGGUGCAGCAGUGUUCCCGGUGGCCAAAAGUAUAGUGUGAGGAAGACUCCUGCCGGCCUAGAGUCUAACCUGAGGAGGAUUCUGCUGGGACCAGAUUCUGGGUCGGAGGAGCCUCCUCCAAACCCUGACCCCAAGUCCUCAGAUUUAGUCUUGUCCCAGGUCUCAUCCUUGUUCUCAGAUUCGGGGCAGCCCCGGAAAUUGCCCCUGACAGGCACUGAUAAGAAGUACCCACUGAUGAAGCAGCGUGGGUACUACUCUGACAUCCUCAGCCCUGGAACCUUGGAUCAACUUGGGGAAGUAUGCCGUGGUCCCUGCAUGAGCCAGAACCUCCUACGGCAAGCCGACCUUGACAAGUUCACCCCAAAAGUCAGAACCUUUGAGAUUCCUGAGAACUUCGAGGAGCUCCUGGAGAAGCAGAACAUCGAGCCUACCCCCCAGUUGCUCACCCGGGCUGACUUCCCACUGCAGGCGUAUGAGCCCAAGGUGCAGGUGCCCUUCCUGGUGCUGCCGGGCCAGUGCCCCCGCAAGACUGAGAUUGAGAGGAGGAAGCGGCUGUACCUGAGCCUGGACAUUGAACAGUUGCUGGCUAGAGAGGGAAUCGACUCCAACAAGCUCAUGCCCAGGCACCCGGACCCCCACAAUCCUCAGACCAUCGAGCAGGGCAAUGACCCGCUCUUUCCCGUUUAUCUCCCGCUGAAGGUGUUCGACAAUGAGGAGUUUGACUGCCGGACUCCCAGCGAAUGGAUCAGCAUGGGCUUGGAGCCAGGGUCCCAGGAUAGGAAACCAGUCCCAGGAAAAGCCCUCCUGCCCACUAAUGACCUCCUGGGGCAUGCGGACCCCAAAAGUCAGGAGCUGAAGUACGAAUGGUGCAAUGUCGGUGUCCUGGACUAUGACGAGGAGAAGAAGCUGUACCUGGUGCACAAGACAGACGAGAAUGGCUCGGUGCGAGACGAGAUGGGGAAGCCCAUCCUGAAUGGAGGGGUCACUGAUGCAGGAAGGCCACCCCUCCUGAUCUGCCAAUACUGGGUGCCACGGAUCCAGCUUCUCUUCUGCGCUGAGGACCCACGUGUGUUCGCGCAGCGCGUGGUCCAGGCCCACGCCCUGCGCAAGAACACAGAGGCGCUGCUGCUGUACAACCUGUAUGUGGACUGCAUGCCCUCCGAUGGCCAGCGGCUCCUCAGUGAGCAGAGCAUGAGCAAGAUCAAGCAGUGGGCCAUGAGCACGCCCCGGAUGCGCAAAGGGCCCUUGGUUCUGGAGCACCUCAGCAAUCUAUCCAGAGAAGUGAACCUGGACUUUGAGCGCAGCAUGAACAAGAUCAACUUUGACCAAAUUGUCUCCUCCAAGCCUGACACGUUCUCCUAUGUGACCCUGCCUAAGAAGGAGGAAGUGGAGGUACCCAAGCAAGGGCUGGUGAGUGUCCCCAAGUACCCUUUCCAGGAGCAAAAGGAGGACUUCACCUUUGUCUCCCUGCUCACACGGCCGGAGGUCAUCACAGCCCUCAGCAAGGUGCGGGCCGAGUGCAACAAGGUGACCUCCAUGUCCCUGUUCCACUCGAACCUCUCGAAGUACAGCCGCCUGGAAGAGUUCGAGCAGAUCCAGUCGCAGACCUUCUCCCAGGUACAGAUGUUCCUCAAGGACAGCUGGAUCAGCACCCUCAAGGUGGCCACGCGCAGCAGCCUGCGGGACAUGAGCAAGGGCUGGUACAACCUCUACGAGACCAACUGGGAAGUGUACCUCAUGUCAAAGCUGCGCAAGCUGAUGGAGCUGAUCAAGUACAUGCUGCAGGACACGCUGCGCUUCCUGGUGCAGGACUCCCUGGGCAGCUUCUCGCAGUUCAUCGGCGACGCCUGCUGCAGCGUGCUCGACUGCGCCGAGGACAUGGUCUGGGGCGAAGACUUAGUAAACAGCCCCUACAGGCCCCGGAAGAAUCCUCUGCUCAUUGUGGACCUGGUGCUGGACAGCUCGGGAGUGCAUUACAGCACGCCGCUAGAGCAGUUCGAGACAUCUCUGCUCAACCUCUUUGACAAGGGCAUCCUGGCCACCCACACAGUGCCCCAGCUGGAGAAGCUGGUGAUGGAGGACAUCUUUAUCAGCGGUAACCCCAUGCUGGAGUCAGUGGGGCUUCAUGAGCCCCUGGUGGAGGAGCUGAGGGCCACCAUCGCCAACGCUAUGCACAAGGCCACGAUCCCAUUGCGGGCCUACGCCAAGGAGUACAGAAAGUACCUGGAGCUGAACAACAAUGACAUUGCCUCAUUCCUCAAAGCCUACCAGGAGCAUUGCCCAUCAGCUGAAGAGGUGCGGGAGGUGGUGCUCACCCACCUACGGGAGAAAGAGAUCCUGGACAGCUCGCUUCCCAGCAGCAUCGUCAUUGGGCCCUUCUACAUCAAUGUUGACAAUGUCAAGCAGAGCCUGUCCAAGAAGUGCAAGGCCCUGGCCACUUCCAUGUUGGACAUCCUGGCCAAGAACCUGCACAAGGAGGUGAACAAUAUCUGUGAGGAGUUUCGCGGCAUUAGCCGCAAGAUUUACGAGAAACCCAACAGCAUAGAGGAGCUGGCUGAGCUUCGCGAGUGGAUGAAGGGCAUCCCUGAAAAGCUGGUGGUGCUGGAGGAGAGGAUUGUGAAGGUCAUGGAUGACUAUCAGGUCAUGGAUGAAUUCCUUUACAACCUCAGUGCAGAUGACUUCAAUGACAAAUGGGCUGCCAGCAACUGGCCUUCUAAGAUCCUUGGGCAGAUAGAGAUGGUGCGGCAGCAGCACAUCGAAGAGGAGGAGAAGUUCCACAAAAUCCAGAUUAUGGAUCAGAACAACUUCCAGGAGAAGCUGGAAGGGCUGCAGCUGGUGGUAGCUGGCUUCCCCGCCCACGUGGAUAUUACUCGAGCACACGAGAUCGCCAAUGAGGUGCGGCGGGUCAAGAAGCAGCUGAAGGACUGCCAGCAACUGGCCGCACUCUACAACAACCGCGAACGCAUCUUUGGCUUGCCCGUCACCAAUUACGACAAACUGACCAGGAUGGUGAAGGAGUUCCAGCCCUACCUGGACCUCUGGACCACAGUCUCCGACUGGCUGCGCUGGUCUGAGAGCUGGAUGAAUGACCCCCUGUCAGCCAUCGAUGCUGAGCAACUGGAGAAGAAUGUUAUUGAGUCCUUCAAGACCAUGCACAAGUGUGUGAAGCAGUUCAAGGACAUCCCAGCCUGCCAGGAGGUGGCCUUGGACAUCCGGGCCCGCAUCGAGGAAUUCAAGCCUUACAUCCCGCUGAUCCAGGGGCUGCGAAACCCUGGCAUGCGGAACCGGCACUGGGAGGUGCUGUCCAAUGAGAUCAACAUUAAUGUCAGGCCCAAGGCCAACCUGACCUUCUCCCGCUGCCUUGAAAUGAACCUACAGGACCACAUCGAGAGCAUCAGCAAGGUGGCCGAGGUGGCCGGCAAGGAGUACACCAUUGAGCAGGCACUGGACAAGAUGGAGAAGGAGUGGUCAACCAUCCUGUUCAACGUGCUGCCCUACAAAGAGACAGAGACCUAUAUCCUCAAGAGCCCAGAUGAGGCCUCACAGCUGCUUGACGACCACAUUGUCAUGACCCAGAGCAUGUCCUUCUCGCCCUACAAGAAGCCCUUCGAGCAACGUAUCAACUCCUGGGAGACCAAGUUGAAGCUGACUCAGGAAGUGCUGGAGGAGUGGCUGAACUGUCAGCGGUCCUGGCUGUACCUGGAGCCCAUCUUUAGCUCUGAGGACAUCAACCGGCAGUUGCCCGUGGAGAGCAAACGCUACCAGACAAUGGAACGGAUCUGGAGGAAGAUCAUGAAGAACGCCUAUGAAAACCGGGAGGUGAUUAAUGUGUGCUCUGACCAGAGGCUGCUGGACAGCCUGCGGGAUUGUAACAAGCUGCUAGACCUGGUACAAAAGGGCCUCAGCGAGUACUUGGAGACCAAGAGGAGUGCCUUCCCCAGAUUCUACUUCCUGUCAGAUGAUGAACUACUUGAGAUCUUGUCCCAGACAAAGGACCCCACUGCUGUGCAGCCCCACUUGCGCAAGUGCUUCGAGAACAUCGCCCGGCUGCUGUUCCAGGAGGACUUGGAGAUUACACACAUGUACUCAGCGGAGGGUGAGGAAGUGAAGUUGUCCUUCUCCAUCUACCCGUCCAGCAACGUGGAGGACUGGCUGCGGGAAGUGGAACGCAGCAUGAAGAAGAGCAUGCGGGACAUCAUUGAGAUGGCCAUCAAGGCCUACCCCACAAUGACCAGGACCCAGUGGGUUCUGAACUGGCCUGGCCAGGUGACCAUCGCCGGGUCCCAGACCUACUGGACUAAGGAAGUGUCAGAGGCCCUAGAGGCCAGCAACCUCAGUAGCCAUCUGUUCCCCCAGCUCUCCCAGCAGCUCAGUGACCUUGUGGCCCUGGUGCGGGGGAAGCUGUCCCGCAUGCAGCGGGCAGUGCUGUCAGCACUAAUCGUCAUUGAGGUCCAUGCCAAGGAUGUGGUGGGCAAGCUGAUCCAGGAGAACGUGGUCAGUGUGCAUGACUUUGAGUGGAUCUCUCAGCUGAGGUACUACUGGACAAAUAACGACCUGUACAUUCGAGCCGUGAAUGCUGAGUUCAUCUAUGGCUAUGAGUACCUAGGCAACAGCGGGAGGCUGGUGAUCACACCCCUCACCGACAGGUGCUAUCUGACCCUGACCGGUGCCUUACAUCUCAAGUUUGGGGGCGCCCCAGCUGGCCCAGCAGGCACAGGGAAAACAGAGACCACCAAAGACCUGGGCAAGGCCUUGGCCAUCCAGACUGUCGUGUUCAACUGCUCUGAUCAGCUCGACUUUAUGGCCAUGGGCAAGUUCUUCAAGGGCCUGGCCAGUGCGGGGGCCUGGGCCUGCUUCGAUGAGUUCAAUCGCAUUGAUAUCGAGGUGCUGUCUGUGGUGGCACAGCAGAUCACCACCAUCCAGAAGGCACAGCAGCAGCGGGUGGAACACUUCAUGUUUGAGGGCGUUGAGAUCCCACUCAUGCCAUCCUGCGCAGUGUUUAUCACUAUGAACCCAGGAUAUGCCGGCCGCACUGAGCUGCCUGACAACCUGAAGGCACUCUUCCGGCCCGUGGCCAUGAUGGUUCCGGAUUACGCCAUGAUCGCUGAGAUCUCCCUCUACUCCUUCGGCUUCAAUGAAGCCAAUGUGCUGGCCAAGAAGAUCACAACCACCUUCAAGUUAUCCUCUGAGCAGCUUAGCUCUCAGGAUCACUAUGAUUUCGGGAUGAGAGCUGUGAAAACUGUGAUCUCAGCUGCGGGGAACCUCAAGCGAGAAAACCCCAGCAUGAAUGAGGAGCUGAUCUGCCUCCGGGCCAUUCGUGACGUGAACGUGCCCAAGUUCCUGCAGGAAGACCUCAAGCUCUUCUCUGGGAUUGUGUCUGACCUGUUCCCCACCAUCAAGGAGGAGGACACUAACUAUGGCAUCCUGGACAAGGCCAUCCGCAGGGCCUGUGAGCAGAGCAACCUCAAGGACGUGGAUGGCUUCUUGACCAAGUGCAUCCAGCUCUACGAGACCACGGUGGUGCGCCACGGCCUCAUGCUCGUGGGGCCCACGGGCUCCGGCAAGAGCAACUGUUACAGAGUCCUGGCAGCUGCCAUGACGUUGCUGAAAGGGCAGCCAUGCAUCAGCGGUGGUGUGUACGAGGCUGUCAGCUACUAUGUGCUCAACCCCAAGUCCAUCACGAUGGGCCAGCUGUACGGGGAGUUUGACCUGCUCACCCAUGAGUGGACAGACGGGAUUCUCUCCUCCCUCAUCCGCACGGGGGCAGCCACGCCCAACGCCAACAAGAAGUGGUACAUGUUCGAUGGGCCAGUGGACGCCAUCUGGAUCGAGAACAUGAACACGGUGCUGGAUGACAACAAGAAGCUGUGCCUCAGCUCGGGGGAGAUCAUCAAGCUCACAGAGGAAUCUCUUGACUCAUGUUCCUCCUCGGGACUCGAGGGAGGGCCACUUUGCCAGCUGAGGGCCAAGGGGUUCCGUAUUCCCACACCCCAGCUCUGUCCCUGGCCCACUGCUCCCACCUGCCCACAGCUACCGGAUGAGCAACCCCUCCACGCCCUGCAGCCCUUUCCUGGCCCCGGGGUCUGGCAGCUGGCCCUCUCACACAGUUCAUCUCGAUGCCAGGAGAUGACCAUGAUGUUUGAGGUGCAGGAUCUGGCGGUGGCCUCUCCAGCCACAGUGUCCCGCUGUGGCAUGGUGUACCUGGAGCCCAGCAUCCUGGGGCUCAUGCCCUUUGUCGAGUGCUGGCUGAAGAGGCUCCCUGCCUCAUUCAAGCCCUACCAGGAGAACUUCAUCACGCUCUUUGUCAAUUUUUUGGAGAAAGCCAUCACUUUCCUGCGGGCUUCGGUGAAGGAGGUGAUUGCCUCCACUGACAGCAACCUGACCAUGAGUCUCCUCAAGCUGCUGGACUGCUUCUUCAAGCCCUUUGUGCCUAAAGAGGGCCUCAAGAAAAUACCCCCCGAAAAGCUGAGCCGCAUCCCCGAGCUGAUUGAGCCCUGGUUCAUCUUCUCCCUGAUCUGGAGUGUGGGUGCCACAGGGGACAGUGUCGGCCGCAGCAGCUUCAGCCACUGGCUCAGGAUCAGAAUGAAGAUAGAAAACAUUACCAUGCUCUUCCCAGAGGAGGGGCUGGUGUUCGAUUACAGGCUGGAGGACGCUGGCAUCAGCAAUACCAAUGAUGAGGAAGAGGAGGAGGAGGGCAAGCAGAUCGCCUGGGUGAAGUGGAUGGACUCUUCAUCCCCAUUUACCAUGAUGCCAGACACCAACUACUGCAACAUCAUCGUGCCCACCAUGGAUACCGUGCAGAUGUCCUACCUGCUGGGCAUGCUCCUCACCAACCACAAGCCCGUGCUGUGCAUCGGCCCAACAGGCACAGGGAAGACCCUCACCAUUUCUGACAAGCUCCUGAAGAACCUGCCGUUGGAGUUCAUCAGCCACUUCCUCACCUUCUCAGCCCGCACCUCGGCCAACCAAACCCAGGACCUCAUUGACAGCAAGCUGGACAAGAGGAGGAAGGGUGUGUUUGGACCACCCCUGGGGCGUAACUUCAUCUUCUUCAUCGAUGACCUGAACAUGCCGGCCUUGGAGACGUAUGGUGCCCAGCCCCCUAUCGAGCUGUUGCGCCAGUGGAUGGACCAUGGGGGCUGGUAUGACCGCAAGAUCAUCGGAGCCUUCAAGAACCUGGUGGACAUCAACUUUGUCUGUGCCAUGGGCCCCCCAGGCGGAGGCAGGAAUGCCAUCACCCCACGACUGACACGCCACUUCAAUCACCUGUCCUUCACUGAGAUGGACGAGGUCAGCAAGAAGCGUAUCUUCUCCACCAUCCUGGGCAGUUGGAUGGAUGGACUCCUUGGAGAGAAAAGUCACCGGGACCCCGUGCCCGGGGCCCCCAACAUCGUCCACUUCGCGGAUCCCCUCGUGGAAGCUACCAUCAUGGUGUACGCCACCAUCACCUCCCAGCUGCUGCCCACCCCAGCCAAGUCCCACUACACCUUCAACCUGAGGGACCUCUCCAAGGUCUUCCAGGGCAUCCUCAUGGCUGACCCAGCCAGGGUUGAGGACAAAGUGCAGCUGCUGCGACUGUGGUACCAUGAGAACUGCCGUGUGUUCCGUGACCGCCUGGUGAACGAGGAGGACCGCACCUGGUUCGACAAGCUCCUUGAGGGCCACAUGGAGAAAUGGGAGGUAGCCUUCAGUAAGGUUUGCCCCUUUCAGCCCCUCCUUUAUGGGGACUUCAUGUCACCAGGCUCUGACGUCAAGUCCUACGAGCUCAUCACCAGCGAGAAGAAGAUGAUGCAGGUGAUUGCGGAAUACAUGGAGGACUACAACCAGAUCAACACAGCCAAGCUGAAGCUGGUCCUCUUCAUGGACGCCCUGAGCCACAUCUGCCGCAUCAGCCGCACCCUGCGCCAGGCGUUGGGCAAUGCGCUCCUGCUGGGCGUGGGCGGCAGCGGCCGCAGCUCCCUCACGCGGCUCACCUCGCACAUGGCCGAGUAUGAGUGCUUCCAGAUUGAGCUAUCCAAGAGCUAUGGCAUGACUGAGUGGCGAGAAGAUGUCAAGAAGGUCUUGCUCAAGGCUGGCCUACAAAACCUGCCCAUCACCUUUCUGUUCUCGGACACCCAGAUCAAGAAUGAGUCCUUCCUGGAGGACAUCAACAACAUCCUGAACUCGGGUGACAUUCCCAACCUCUAUACCCUGGACGAGCAAGACCAGAUUGUCAACACCAUGCGGCCCUCUGUCCAGGAGCAGGGCCUUAUGCCCACCAAGGCCAACCUCAUGGCUGCCUACACAGGGCGCGUGCGCAGCAACAUCCACAUGGUGCUGUGCAUGAGCCCCAUCGGAGAGGUUUUCCGAGCUCGCCUGAGGCAGUUCCCGUCCCUAGUCAACUGCUGUACCAUCGACUGGUUUAACGAGUGGCCAGCAGAGGCCCUAGAGUCUGUGGCCACCACAUUUCUAAAUGAAAUCCCAGAACUGGAAGCCACCUCUGAAGUCAUUGAAGGACUAAUUCAGGUCUGCGUGCAUAUUCACCAGUCAGUGGCCAAGAAGUGUGUCGAGUACCUGGCCGAGCUGGCCCGCUACAACUACGUGACCCCCAAGAGCUACCUGGAGCUGCUCAAUAUUUUCUCCAUCCUCAUUGGGCAGAAGAAACAAGAGCUUAAAACGGGCAAGAACCGCAUGAAGAGUGGCCUCGACAAGCUGCUACGAACUUCCGAGGAUGUGGCCAAGAUGCAGGAGGAGCUGGAGAUUAUGCGCCCUCUGCUGGAGGAGGCUGCCAAGGACACCACGCUCACCAUGGAGCAGAUCAAGUUAGACACGACCCUCGCUGAGGAUACCCGGAAAUCAGUGCAGGCAGAGGAGAUCAAGGCCAAUGAGAAGGCCAGGAAGGCACAAGCUAUUGCUGAUGAUGCCCAGAAGGACCUGGAUGAGGCACUGCCUGCCCUGGAUGCAGCCCUGGCCAGCCUGCGCAACCUCAACAAAAGUGAUGUGACCGAGGUGCGUGCCAUGCAACGGCCGCCCCCAGGUGUGAAGCUGGUCAUAGAAGCUGUGUGCAUCCUGAAGGGCAUCAAGCCCAAGAAGGUUCCCGGAGAGAAGCCUGGCUCCAAGGUAGAUGACUACUGGGAGCCUGGCAAGGGGCUGCUGCAGGACCCCGGCCGCUUCCUCGAGGGCCUCUUCAAGUUUGACAAGGACAACAUUGGGGAGGCAGUGAUCAAAGCCAUCCAGCCAUACAUCGACAAUGAAGAGUUCCAGCCCGCUGCCAUCGCUAAGGUGUCCAAGGCCUGCACCUCCAUCUGCCAGUGGGUGCGCGCCAUGCACAAGUACCACUUCGUGGCCAAGGCUGUGGAGCCCAAGCGGCAAGCCCUGCGGGAGGCCCAGGAAGACCUGGAGGUGACACAGAAGAUCCUGGAGGAGGCAAAGCAGCGCCUGCAGGAGGUGGAGGACGGCAUUGCCACAAUGCAGGCCAGGUACCGAGAGUGCAUCACCAAGAAGGAGGAGCUGGAGCUGAAGUGUGAGCAGUGUGAGCAACGGAUGGGCCGAGCUGACAAGCUCAUCAAUGGUCUGUCGGAUGAGAGGGUGCGUUGGCAGGAGACAGUGGAGAACCUGGAGCACAUGCUUGAAAACAUCUCUGGAGAUGUGCUGCUGGCUGCUGGCUUUGUGGCCUACCUGGGCCCCUUCACAGGCCAGUACCGCACAGUGCUCUACAACCAGUGGGUCAAGAAGCUCGUGACCCACCAAGUCCCACACACCUCCGAGCCCACGCUCGUGGGAACCCUGGGGAACCCUGUGAAGAUCCGCUCGUGGCAGAUCGCUGGCCUCCCCAACGACACACUGUCAGUGGAGAACGGGGUCAUCAAUCAGUUCUCCCAGCGCUGGACCCACUUCAUUGACCCUCAGGGACAGGCCAACAAGUGGAUCAAGAACAUGGAGAAGGACAAUGGGCUGGAUGUGUUCAAGCUGAGCGACCGGGACUUCCUGCGCAGCAUGGAGAACGCCAUCCGCUUCGGCAAGCCCUGCCUUCUGGAGAAUGUGGGCGAGGAGCUGGACCCCGCUCUGGAGCCCGUGCUGCUCAAGCAGACAUACAAGCAGCAGGGGAACACGGUGCUGAAGCUGGGAGACACGGUGAUCCCCUACCACGAGGACUUCAGGAUGUACAUCACCACCAAGCUGCCCAACCCACACUACACGCCUGAGAUCGCCACCAAACUCACCCUCAUCAACUUCACCCUGUCGCCCAGUGGCCUAGAGGACCAGCUGCUAGGCCAGGUAGUGGCUGAGGAGCGGCCCGACCUGGAGGAAGCCAAGAAUCAGCUGAUUGUCAGUAAUGCCAAGAUGCGCCAGGAGCUGAAGGACAUUGAAGACCAGAUCCUGUACCGGCUCAGCUCCUCCGAAGGCAACCCCGUGGAUGACGUGGAGCUCAUCAAGGUGCUGGAGGCUUCCAAAAUGAAGGCUGCGGAGAUCCAGGCCAAGGUCAGGAUUGCAGAGCAGACAGAGAAGGACAUCGAUCUCACGCGCAUGGAAUACAUACCCGUGGCCGUCCGCACCCAGAUCCUCUUCUUCUGUGUGUCUGACCUGGCCAACGUGGACCCCAUGUACCAGUACUCCCUCGAGUGGUUUCUCAACAUCUUCCUCUCAGGCAUCGCCAACUCAGAGAGGGCAGACAACCUGAAGAAGCGCAUCGCCAACAUCAACCGCUACCUGACCUACAACCUCUACAGCAACGUCUGCCGCAGCCUCUUUGAGAAGCACAAGCUGAUGUUCGCCUUCCUGCUGUGUGCCCGCAUCAUGAUGAACGAGGACAAGAUCGACCAGAGCGAGUGGCGCUACCUCCUAUCCGGGGGCUCCAUCCAGGUUAUGAUUGAGAACCCUGCAGUGGACUGGCUUUCAGACCGGGCCUGGCGAGACAUCCUGGCGCUCUCGAACCUGCCAGCCUUCUCCUCCUUCGCCACUGACUUUGUGGAACACCUCUCAGAAUUCCAGGCUAUCUUCGACAGCCACGAGCCCCACCGGGAGCCCUUGCCUGGCAUCUGGGACCAGUACCUCGACCAGUUCCAGAAGCUGCUGGUUCUGCGCUGCCUGCGUGGAGACAAGGUCACCAAUGCCAUGCAGGACUUUGUGGCCACCAACUUGGAGCCACGCUUCAUUGAGCCCCAGACAGCCAACCUGUCGGCGGUGUUCAAAGACUCCAACUCCACCACACCCCUCAUCUUUGUGCUGUCGCCUGGCACUGACCCCGCUGCCGACCUGUACAAGUUUGCUGAAGAGAUGAAGUUCUCCAAGAAGCUGUCUGCCAUCUCCCUGGGCCAGGGCCAGGGCCCUAGGGCAGAAGCCAUGAUGCGCAGUUCCAUAGAGAGGGGCAAGUGGGUCUUCUUCCAGAACUGCCACCUGGCCCCAAGCUGGAUGCCAGCCCUCGAGCGCCUCAUUGAACACAUCAAUCCCGACAAGGUGCACCGGGACUUCCGCCUGUGGCUUACUAGCCUGCCCAGCAACAAGUUCCCAGUGUCCAUCCUGCAGAACGGCUCCAAGAUGACCAUCGAGCCGCCACGCGGCGUCAAGGCCAAUCUGCUCAAGUCCUACAGCAGCCUCAGCGAUGACUUCCUCAACUCCUGUCACAAGGUGAUGGAGUUCAAGUCCCUGCUGCUGUCUCUGUGCCUGUUCCACGGGAAUGCGCUCGAGCGUCGGAAGUUUGGGCCCCUGGGCUUCAACAUCCCCUAUGAGUUCACAGACGGGGACCUGCGCAUCUGCAUCAGCCAGCUCAAGAUGUUUCUGGACGAGUAUGACAACAUCCCCUACAAGGUCCUCAAGUACACGGCAGGGGAGAUCAACUACGGGGGCCGCGUCACCGAUGACUGGGACCGCCGCUGCAUCAUGAACAUCCUGGAGGACUUCUACAGCCCUGAUGUGCUCGUCCCUGAGCACAGCUACAGUGCCUCGGGCAUCUACCACCAGAUCCAGCCCACCUACGACCUCAACGGCUACCUCUCCUACAUCAAGGGCCUCCCACUCAACGACAUUCCUGAGAUCUUUGGCCUGCAUGACAACGCCAACAUCACUUUUGCCCAGAAUGAGACUUUCGCCCUGCUCGGUGCUAUCGUACAGCUGCAACCCAAAUCGUCCUCUGUGGGCGGCCAGGGCAGGGAGGAGGUGGUGACUGCAAGGGGAAGGGACCCAAGGGUUGGGCAGGGAUAAUCUCCCACCCACCAUCCUGUCUGCUCCCUUGUAGGAACUCUGCAUGUAGAAUCCUAUAAGGGUUGGGGGCCAGUCCUGACCCCCAGUAUCCCUUUGCCCCUACAGAUAGUGGAAGAUGUGGCUCAGAGAGUCCUACUCCAGGUGCCUGAGGCCAUCAACGUACAGUGGGUGAUGACCAAGUACCCUGUGCUGUAUGAGGAGUCAAUGAAUACGGUGCUAGUGCAGGAGACCAUUCGGUACAACCGGCUGCUGCAGGUGAUUACACAGUCGCUGCGCGAUGUGCUCAAGGCACUCAAGGGGCUGGUGGUGAUGUCCUCGCAGCUGGAACUGAUGGCUGCCAGCCUGUACAACAACACCGUGCCCGAGCUUUGGAAUGCCAAGGCCUACCCAUCACUCAAGCCACUGUCCUCAUGGGUCAUGGAUCUGCUGAAGCGCCUGAACUUCUUGCACAGCUGGAUCCAAGAAGGCAUCCCAGCUGUUUUCUGGAUCAGUGGAUUCUUCUUCCCCCAGGCUUUCCUAACAGGCACCCUGCAGAACUUUGCCCGCAAGUCUGUCAUCUCCAUUGACACCAUCUCCUUCGAUUUCAAGGUGAUGGGCCAGUCAGUGUCAGAGCUCGAGACCAGACCCAAAGAGGGGUGCUACAUCCACGGACUGUUCCUGGAAGGUGCCCGCUGGGAUCCCACGGCCUUCCAGCUGGUGGAGUCUCGACCCAAGGAGCUCUACACGGAGAUGGCCGUUAUCUGGCUCCUGCCAGUACCCAACCGCAAGAUCCAGGACCAGGCCUUCUACCUGUGCCCCAUCUACAAGACGCUGACCCGUGCUGGAACACUAUCAACCACAGGCCACUCCACCAACUAUGUCAUUGCUGUGGAGAUCCCCUCGGAGCAGCCCCAGCGACACUGGAUAAAGCGUGGUGUGGCCCUCAUCUGUGCCCUGGACUACUAG
Messenger RNA from Molossus molossus (Pallas's mastiff bat), 13276 nucleotides. RefSeq names its product dynein axonemal heavy chain 1 (gene DNAH1). The record is from RefSeq and is a predicted model, not a curated record. Lineage: Eukaryota; Metazoa; Chordata; Mammalia; Chiroptera; Molossidae. Gene Ontology annotation, molecular function: dynein light intermediate chain binding; minus-end-directed microtubule motor activity; dynein intermediate chain binding. Gene Ontology annotation, cellular component: dynein complex. Gene Ontology annotation, biological process: microtubule-based movement.